AUGGAGCCAAAGAUGGGAGGAUUUCGUUUCACUUGUUUCAGGGAUGCCGAUGCAAAGCUAAGUAAGCUGGACCACUUCCUUCACAGCCCCUGUUUCCUUGACAUUGCCUCUAAUGUCACUGUCACAACAUUACCUAGAGAACUAUCAGACCAUUGCCCGAUUCUUCUAUCAAACAGUAGACGAAACUUUGGCAGUCCCUCGUUUAAAUUGUUCAGUUCUUGGAUGCUUAGAGACGGAUUUGAAAAGGCGUUCAUCACUAGUUGGAAUAACUUUGUGGGUUUUGGUACACCAGACCAAUACCUAGCUGCCAAGCUAAAAACAUGUCAAGAAGGAUUAGAUCAUGAGGCAGAAAAGAGAAACCUUACAGAAGUGGAGCUUGAGCAAAGAAGAGAUAGCUUUAAGAAGGUGGCGGAAAUAGAUAAAUUCAAGGCGUUAGACAUCAAACAGAAAUCACGAAUCAAAUGGGCUGUUGAUGGUGAUGAGAACACCAGAUUUUUUCAUGGGUAUGUGAACAGCAACAACAGGAAAAAUGGGAUUGAUGGUAUUAUGAUAAAUGGGAACUGGUGUACUGAUCCGAGUCUGAUCAAGAUGGAGGCUUUCAAUUUUUUUGCUGAAAAAUUUAACGAGAGAUGGCCUUCCAGACCUAAACUUGUUAGCAGACAUUUCAAGCAGAUCCUUCCGACUGACAACGAGCUGCUUGAAACCCCUUUUACCCUCCAAUAA
Molecule: messenger RNA, 723 nt
Organism: Lactuca sativa (garden lettuce)
Lineage: Eukaryota; Viridiplantae; Streptophyta; Magnoliopsida; Asterales; Asteraceae
Source: RefSeq, a predicted model, not a curated record